Molecule: messenger RNA, 282 nt
Organism: Peniophora sp. CBMAI 1063
Lineage: Eukaryota; Fungi; Basidiomycota; Agaricomycetes; Russulales; Peniophoraceae
Source: the annotation of a GenBank genome assembly
AUGAAUCAGGAAAAUGCGAGGAGAGUUGAGAGGCGGAUGGACGGGAGUGCGACAGGGACUGUAGCGACUACUUCCUUGGUGCAGAGCAGUGAUAAACCGAGCGCCAAUAUACAGAGCGCUCCGUACUUCAUCGUCGAGAUGCAUCGACCUCUUUACCCAAAUCUCUACGGUCGACCAGUGAGCCGCGCGAGGCGCGCCAAGUUGAGUUCCGACUGGAUACAUCACCAAUACACGGACAACUCGCCCUGCCAAUGUAACUCAGAAGCGCCGCCACGAGAAUGA